AUGCAACUAGACUAUGAGGAGGUGACUCCUGGAUUUGGGAAUGGAUUUCAAGCAACUCCAAAGACGAGCACUACCAAUUGGAUCCCUUCUUCACUUACUCCACCUUCUUGGGAUGGUUUUGCUUCAUUGGCUUCUUAUUUGUUUAGCUGGCAGGAAUACUUUGAUUCAGAAACAACAACUACAUGGGGUUCUAGAGUUACUGCAGUUGCCUUUGACCCUACCUGUGGUGGCUCUAUCAUUGCUAUUGUAAUUGUUGAAGGUCAAUACCUGUCUCCUUGUGACCCAGAUGAAGUUUCACUGAAUAAAGUGAUUGCGGUUCUGGAUGCAGAUUUUCAUUCCUUCCUUCCACUCAGCACAUACAACAAUAUGGCCCUGGACAAAUGGCACACCUACUGGCACUCCUGCCCUGUAGCUUCACAAGCUGCUCAAAAUGGUAGUGCAAGUUCUACAGCAAGCACUCCAAUCCAACCAUGGAUUGGGUGGCUGAAUGCAAUUAGAGAAUUGCAAGAGGAGUUUGUUGGAAACAUGAGCUCUAAAGAGUUUGUAAAUACAAUCACGAAGUAUCUUCUAGGUAGUCGUGUCUUUGUAUUUACGCUAAGGGGAGAGGUACCUAAAGUUACUAAUGUUGGUUUAAAGCCAAGAAGUGUGAGAAAAGUUGUUGUGAUUUGUGGAGGUUUAAUGGGGUCUGGAAUAACAAUUGCCCUUAUCCUUGGUAAUAUAAAAGUUGUUCUCAAGGAAGUCAACUCUAAGUAUCUUCAAAAGGGAAUAAAAACAAUAGAAGGAUUGGCUGAAAGGAAGAAGCUACCACAGGGUCAAGAUGAAAAGGCGUUGUUAUUGGUUAAUGGGGUUUUGGAUUACUCACAAUUUAAAGAUGUAGAUAUGGUUAUAGAGGUAUGA
This is a messenger RNA of Lactuca saligna, 897 nucleotides long. NCBI's taxonomy places the organism in Eukaryota, Viridiplantae, Streptophyta, Magnoliopsida, Asterales, Asteraceae. The record is from the annotation of a GenBank genome assembly.